This is a messenger RNA of Saccoglossus kowalevskii, 3281 nucleotides long. RefSeq lists its product as uncharacterized. The record is from RefSeq and is a predicted model, not a curated record. Lineage: Eukaryota; Metazoa; Hemichordata; Enteropneusta; Harrimaniidae. Gene Ontology annotation, molecular function: phosphatase binding.
AUGUACGAAUGGAAGGUCGGGCUCGCAAGAUGAGGCAGUAUAUCGCUAUGAAUACGCUUAAAGAAUGUUUCUCAGUCUGGAAACUAAGACGACAACAAGUGAACAGAGUGACUGAAUAUCAUAACAAUGCAAUUGUUAAAAGGUCAUUCUAUGGCUGGCUUGAAGUUGCUAGACAGAGGGUUGAACAACAAAAGAAAAUGCUUGCAUUUCAAGAAAAGCGUUGCAGGUCAAUGGCCUUUAGAGUGUGGCAACUGCGAUUAUCCCAGAAAACAGAAGUAGAUUACCGGCAUGAUGUCAUCGUUGAGAAUCGAUUGAAGGAGAUUCUACAGAGAUGGCAUUGUUGGGCAAUUCAGAAUAGGAUGUGGAGUGACAUCUCUAAGAACUUGACUUGCGUCUUUGAAGUCAGACGACUUCAACAGUGUUGGAGAGUGUGGAGACAAGAAACUCAUAAGCUGCAACAGAUGAAGAUCAUAUAUGAAACCAAUCUAGCCUCAAAAACUCUGAUGGCAUGGCAUAUAGAAGUUAGACGACGUAAAGAAAACAAACGCAAAUGUGAGGAGUAUCAACAAAUACAAAUGCGUAAAACACUGAUGAAGACAUUUACGCAAUGGUGGCUUUCUCAUCGUCAGAAUAAACUAGCAUGUGAAUACAGACAGCACACAGAGACUAGAAUGGUCCAAAGUAUGUUCAUCGAGUGGAGGGAGUGUGCAUUAAUCACUAAAGGUCAAAGGCAUUAUACCAGGAGUACUUUAUGCAAGUGUUUCUAUUUGUGGAAAGAACACAUCGAAGAACAGAAAAGACUGAAGUAUCGCCUGAAGCUCAUCGUCCAUCACUGGAGGAGUCAGGCACGGAAUUGUGCCAAGAUGCGUGACAUUGCCGAUAGAUACUGCCAAGAAUACAGGGAAAUGCAGAUUGCUAAUGUCUUCAGGAAAUGGGUGGAUAAUACAGAGAAAUCAAUCAUGAGCCGAGAUUAUUAUAACGAAGUAGUCAAGAGAAAAUGCUUCAAUGGAUGGAUCCAUGAAAUACAGAAGCGAAUCAAACAGAGAAAGAUGAUGUUAGAUUUCAGAGAGAAAUCUAUGAUAAGACAGAUGGCGAGCACUUUUGACAUCUGGAAAAAUGAAUACAUUGUAUCAGAAACUCGCACUGAAAUAGUGGAGGUUCAUACACACAAACGGGAUAACAGGUUGUUACAGUCCGUUAUGAACGAAUGGAAGCAGUACAGUAGAGAUAGUAAAAUGAACAGAUUUAUUAGAACUACAACAUUAAGAAAGGUGUGGUCAAGGUGGACUCUAGCGAUGGAGUACAAGAGAAAGGCAGAAAUCUUUGCAGAAAAUAAACUAAAGGAGAAGAUGGUUGCCACGGUUACCUUCUGGAGCCAAUGGGCUAAAGGCAACAAAGUGAGAAGAGAGAAUGGGGAAAUUCUUGUGAAUGCAUGUAGAAGAAACAAAUUACGCUCAGUGUUGCUUUACUGGAAAACUGAAUCUGAGAAGAGAAUCACUGCAACUGAACACUAUUUGACAAAACUGAGUCAAAAGUCAAUUCGCGAGUGGAGUCGGGUGGUGAAAAAGGAGAAGCAGAUGGCGGUAAUUGAGAAAGUAAUUACAGCUCGAAAACAACGUUCGUUACUUCAGGGUGUGCUCACUCACUGGAAAGAAACCUAUCAGCAUAGUGUAAGAAUGAAACAAGUACUGCAUCUUGCACUGGAGAAAAGAAACCAAAGACAACUGCUGAAGAGUCUGUUGCAGUGGAGGAAACAAAUCCAGGAACUGAAAGCAGACAGACAUCGGCAGUAUUUGAUACAAAGGCAUGUAGUCAAGAAAUGGAAGUGUUUUGUUCGUCACAAGAAAGAAGAAAGACAGAAUGAGAGGGACAUGAUGGAAUUAGCCGAAGAUCACUACAAUAAAACCUUAUGUAAGAAAAUUACCUUUCACUGGAGAAACGAAGCCAAGAUGAUGAACUUUGUAAAAUGCAGAAAUCAAAAACAGACAAAAGAUUGCUGGAAUGUUUGGAAAUCCACAGCGGAUAAGGAAUUCACUGCUAGACAUAUAGCUGCUCACAAAAUCUACAACUCUGUAUGGAGUAGAUGGAGAAAGGCUUUCAUUCAAAUUAGCGUUGCUAAGGCCAUGACAUCACAAGAUAAUAAGCAUCUCAGGUCUGAGGCAUUCAAUGGAUUGCGUCAGUAUACAGCAGUUCGUCGCCUCGGUAACAAGGUUCAUGAUCAGCAUUUGAAGAAUUUAAUGAAGUCCACUUUUGCACAUUGGCGAGAACGCUAUCACAACUCAAGUUUACCGAGCAGUACCGUGACAAGUUAUUCCAGUGCUCCUGGAAACCUCUCGUCAUCAUCCAGUGAAACAUUAUCAGUCACUUGGAAUUGACCCAACUGAAAGUACUUUGACUUACCUUUAUACAAAUGGUAUCUUCCAUGCUUUAACAAUAUGAGGGUUAUACCAUUUAUUAGUUGAAGGAAGGGCAGGAUGUAUUAGAUGUUUCAGAUUCACUUAAACUCACAAUGUAUUAAAAGUUUUGUUAUGAAUGAUCAAAAUGCAGGGCAAAGUCAUAAUUGUCUUUGAAUCCAAUCAUACACAACUAUUCUACAUUAAUUUACUAAUUGGCUUUAAACAUGUGUCUGCAGUGCUGACGGACUGUGGACUGCCCUUUUCCAAAAUAGACUCCAUUAUAUUGGAUUCAACCAAUAAUCAUGGGUAGGACAGGUGGUAUUCUGAAGGAAAUAUUUUUAGUUCCUGAAAAGUUUGAUUUAUAAGAAUACAUAAGGUUGAAAUAUUACAAAUUUUAAAAUCAUGGAGUGUCCAAAUAAAAUUGAAUGUUUGAUUGUACAUACUUGUAAAAAUACAAGAGACACAAAUUAUUUAUUACAAAAUGCUAGUUUCAAUAUUCUACACUGUUUUGGAGCUCUCCUGAUUUAUUGAAGUAUGUUAAAAGAAAAAAGUGCAUGGUUUAUUUUUUAAGGAAUAUCUUUUUUUUCUCUAUUUUUGUGAAUAUUUUAAUGGGACCCAAAUGUUGUGAUUGGUGGAUUUGUCACAUGUGACCAUGUAAGUGAGCUGUGGUUGGUGGAUUGGCAAGUAACCAAGUGGCUGGAUAUCAUUUGAAAUAGAAUAAUUAUGUUUUAAGCAUUUCUAGCCUGUUUAAUACAGAUUCACAAAAACAUUGCGAAUUUUCUCAUUUUUUGUACACUGGGAGUAUUCUAUAAUAAUCUUAUUUACGCUUCAAUAGUUUGCGACAUGAAAACAGUGUAAUGAUUAUACUCAUUUAUAGUAUUUGAA